This is a messenger RNA of Funneliformis mosseae, 168 nucleotides long. NCBI's taxonomy places the organism in Eukaryota, Fungi, Glomeromycota, Glomeromycetes, Glomerales, Glomeraceae. The record is from the annotation of a GenBank genome assembly.
AGGUUAAAAUCAAAUUAUGGUUUGAAGGCUGAACACACUAUGGAAAACAUAAUUCUUGUGCACCAAGAGCAACAAGGAUUAAUGAAAAUUCUUGUCUACAUUAAUAUUUGUCGUAGGAUUGCAAAGUAUCCUGACAAGCCACAACAGCAUCACUUCUGGCAACAAUGA